This is a messenger RNA of Lymnaea stagnalis (great pond snail), 1221 nucleotides long. The record is from the annotation of a GenBank genome assembly. Lineage: Eukaryota; Metazoa; Mollusca; Gastropoda; Lymnaeidae.
CUGGAGUUCGAAUGUUUUGACGGAGCUGUCAAACUCCAAGAGCUCACGUUGCGGUAUAUGAACAUUUGGAAAAUUUCAGACGGUGCGUUUAAAGGGCUCGUUGCGUUAAAGCGGAUUGAUUUGAAAGGGAACAAUAUCAUCUCAUUUACAUCGAGCAUAUUUCAAAACCAGAAAAACCUGCGUCAGAUUACUACGGACAAUUUUCGACUUUGCUGCGAUUCUGUCAAACCGAGCACCGUGCAGCCGGUGGACUGUGACGCGCCUAACGACGAGAUAUCGUCGUGCGCCGACAUCCUCCGGACCCUGCUCCUGAGAGCCUCGCUGUGGAUCAUGGCAGUCCUGACGCUCACGGGAAACCUCGGCGUCAUUGUCUAUCGGAUCUUCUUUGACAGGGGACUGAAGCAAAGUUUCCGAAUCAUCAUCACGUGUCUGAGCGCAUCCGAUUUUAUCAUGGGCGUCUACCUUGUGAUCAUAGGAAGUGCUGACGCCUUCUACAGAGACCGGUAUCUGGUGUACGAGCACGAAUGGACGAGCAGUGCCGCGUGCCAGGUCGCCGGGUUUCUGUGCCUUCUCUCCAGCGAGACCUCGGCUCUCUUCAUCCUUUUGGUUACGCUUGACCGCCUGCUCGCCAUAGCCUUCCCCUUACAUCCAAACUGCCACUUUAACACCAAAUCUGCCACCGUCGCUUGUGGUCUCGUGUGGAUCAUCGGCCUCAUCAUGGCGACCGUCCCGCUGCUGCCGCCAUUUCAGCACUGGCAGCUCUACACGCAGAAGGCCGUGGGAGUGCCAUUACCCAUCACCAGAUCUCACCUCCCAGGUUAUGAGUACUCCUUCGGCAUCUUCAUCCUGUUCAACAUGACCGUGUUUCUCCUGGUGGCUCUAGGCCAGCUCCUCAUCUACUUAUCCGUGACUCUCCAGAAACACACCAGAAUCUCAGAGAUCAGAGUCCGCCAGGACACCGCCAUUGCGAAGCGUUUAAUCUUAGUUGUGCUCACAGACUGCCUUUGUUGGUUCCCCAUCACGGUCAUGGGACUCGCUGCCCGGUCCGGUCAGCCCGUGCCCGGGGAGAUGAACGUCGUCGCCACGGUCUUUCUACUGCCUGCCAACUCUGCCUUCAACCCUUUCCUCUACACGGCCAACGCCAUCCUGCUGGCGCGCAGGAUACGGAAGAAGAAACACUCGAGCGAAGCUGAAAUGAGCCUGCGGCGGAUGUCGUCAUAG